AGCCUCCUUGGAGUAUGGUCGCAGUCUUUCCGCGUCUGUUGGCAAAGCCACACAGCUCCAGAUCGUUUUGGUCGAUGCGCGCGUUGUUCAGUUGUACCAAGUUUUGACGGUGUUUAUUUUUUUAUAUUGCGAGUGGCAGUUCUUUUGUAGGAGUACUUGUCGUUGUAGGUUUACGUAAUUGGUACCAAGAUUGAACGCGAUGCACAACGAGCAGCAAUAUGUACUGACGAUGUCAAGAAAAAUUCUGUUCUGAAACUGCUUCUGUCCACUUAAGUCUUCAAUCCUCCUGCUGAUGGGUUGCAGAGUAGUCAGAGAGUCAAUGCACUAGUAUACAUAGCAUAUCACGAAACAUUAGCCAAUAGAGUGUGCCAAAAUGACGACCUUAUCACAUCCCUAUAAAGACUGUUCGGGGCCGAAGGAGGUUCCCACCGAGUAUGUAAAGGACGUGGGAGAUUUGUUUGAUUGGAUCAAACAGCAACCACGGUUUCCGACUUUUACCAAGAACCAUGCCCAUCUCUUCCUCCACGCGUGCCUGUGGAAUAUGGAGGAUGCCAAAAAGGCGCUACAGAAAUACGCACACAUUCACGCCACAUCGCCGGACAUUUUCGACAACCGGGAUGUGCUCUCGACUGGGGUGCAGUUAGUGCUGAACAUGACCCACAUGGUUUCGCUCCCAAAGCUGACACCGGAAGGAUAUCGAUUACUGUGUUACCGUUUAUCCGAUACUGAUCCUUCGAGGAUGAACUUUGCCGAGGCAGUGAAGACAUUCUGCAUGUUCAACGAUGUCCAGAUUAGCAAGGAUGGCCCCAUCGAAGGCUACAUUGUAAUAUUCGACAUGAAAGGUGUGCGAUUGGGUCACCUGGCACGGGUACAGUUCGGUCCACUGAGGACAUUCAUGAGCUACAUUCAGGAUGCACAUCCUGUUCGACUGAAAAAGAUAUACAUAGUCCAUACGGCUUCGUUCAUCAAUCAGGUGAUGGCUCUGGUAAAACCGCUGAUUAAAUCGGAGCUGCUUGGUUUGCUCCAGUUUUGCACCUCCGGACCGAUCGACAUUGUCGGUGCCGAUCUUCUUCCAAAGGACUACGGUGGCCCAUUUGACGAAUUGGCAACACUGCACACAGAGCAAAAAAUAGAAAUUGAAACAGAUUAUCGCGAGUGGUUGAUAGACUCGGGUGCUUUGAAGGAAACCCCCAAGGAUAAGAACAGUGCGAUAAAACCACCGACCAAGGCAUUCCGAGGGUUGGAGAUCGACUAAUCAUUAACCAUUGACCAAUUCCCCGACAUAUUACACAUGUCAAGACAGGAGAGGACAUCGUUUAAGGAGUGUGUGAUAGAUUAUGGAAAUGUUUUGGUUGAGGAAUAUUUUAGAAAUGUUAGUCAUAUAGAGUGUCAGAAAAAUUGUUGAUUCGUAACAUAUUAGAGAUUCAAAUGAUUAUAUUUU
This is a messenger RNA of Ochlerotatus camptorhynchus, 1441 nucleotides long. RefSeq names its product alpha-tocopherol transfer protein-like. NCBI's taxonomy places the organism in Eukaryota, Metazoa, Arthropoda, Insecta, Diptera, Culicidae. The transcript has 5 exons. The record is from RefSeq and is a predicted model, not a curated record. Gene Ontology annotation, molecular function: phosphatidylinositol bisphosphate binding. Bases 374 to 1255 code for a protein of 293 amino acids. Gene Ontology annotation, cellular component: membrane.